Messenger RNA from Pristis pectinata (smalltooth sawfish), 1976 nucleotides. Its product is annotated as leucine-rich repeat-containing protein 70-like. Gene Ontology annotation, cellular component: plasma membrane. The record is from RefSeq and is a predicted model, not a curated record. The transcript is spliced from 2 exons. The coding region runs from base 156 to 1976 and encodes 606 amino acids. Lineage: Eukaryota; Metazoa; Chordata; Chondrichthyes; Rhinopristiformes; Pristidae. Gene Ontology annotation, molecular function: protein binding.
UGUUCAGUAACAAAAAUCUAUAUAUUUUUUUAAUUUGCACAUGGGAUUUAUCUUGCGUCUUUUGAUAGCCAAACAACUAUAUCCUAAAGCAACGUUAUUUGAUUCAUUCAGAUUGAUGAAACAAUAAUCUAUAAAGGGAACAAGAAUACAAGAAAAUGUGUGGAUUUCACAUUACCAAGAAGUGCUACUUAACAGUUGUAAAGCUGAUGGUUGGCUUUCUUCUUCUGAUGCCCCAAGGCCUUUCACUGGUUUGCCCUUCUGUUUGCCAGCGUUGUACAAAGACUCUGGUGGAGUGCUGCAAUUUAGGUUUAACUUCCAUUCCUCAGAAUCUUAUGAAAACUACUUCUUCAAUUUACCUGAGCAGAAAUAAUAUUUCCAGUAUAAUUUCUAAGGAUUUAGAAGGAUUUAAUAGAUUGUCUGCACUUUAUCUUGAUAAUAAUGGUCUGUUCUCGAUACAUCCUCAAGCUUUUGUAAGCCUCAUCAACUUGUAUUACCUACGAUUGAAUAAUAACCAGAUAAAAACAUUCAGUCACGGGAUCUUUGAAGGCCUUUCAAAACUUCGAUAUUUGCACCUUCAACACAAUCAGAUUCUUUCCAUUCCAGGAGGAUUGUUUUCUGGUUUGACUGCCCUUCAAUAUUUGCGACUAGAAGGAAAUUUUCUUAGCUUGGUCAGUAGUGGAAUGUUUUCAGGCUUGAUGAGUCUUCGCACUCUUGAUCUUGCUAACAAUAGAAUUUCGUGGAUAUCCAAUUCUUCAUUCAGACAGCUCACAAGACUGGAGUUUCUCAAUCUACAGAGUAACUACUUGGCAUGGAUCCCAUCAAAUGCAUUUGUUCAACUUAAGGUCCUUAAGAGGCUCAUCUUAUCCAAUAACCCAAUUGAGCUGAUUCAUCCUUUGUCAUUCAGUGGACUAGAAAAUCUCAAAUAUCUUUACCUCAGUAAUGCCAAAAUAAAAGCUAUCCCCAAAGAUGGAUUUGCUGCACUGAACAAUUUAAGGCAUUUAGCUCUAAAUAACAAUGGUAUUACUCAUAUCAAUUCUAAUGCAUUUAAAGUACUGAAUUUAGGGUAUUUGCAGCUAGACCAUAACAAUAUAUCCUUUAUUGAGUCAGAUGCUUUUGAAGGAAUGGCGAAAACUUUAAAAGUCCUACGUUUGGCCAACAACCAUCUUACAAAUUUGUUUCCUGAGGUCCUGAUGCCACUGGGUUCUCUAGUUCAUUUAAUGGUAAAUGGUAAUCCUUGGGAAUGCAACUGUAACAUGCUCAAUUUGCGUAAUUGGCUUUUGUCAUCUUCACUUAGGUUAAACAUUCGUUGUCAGAGUCCAUCCCAAUUGCAUGGUAAAUCUUUGUAUUAUGUCAGAAUAAGUGAGAUUAGUGGAUGUAAUAUCACGGUACCUUUGGGGUUAAAUACUGAAAUGAGAUCCCCAGCCACUCGUGCAGUCUUGACUUCAGUGAAAACAGAUCACCCAAGUCUUUAUUUCAAGCUGGAGCACAAUUCUGUAACUAAGGAAAACUUAGGCAGGACAGCAUUUGCAGCAAAAGAUGGUGAACAGUUCAUAAGUAUGCUUCCAGUGCAGCUGCCGGUUGAAUAUACACCCAUAAAUUUCACCACAUUAACAGAUUCAGAUAUAGCAACUAUUUCAAUCAAGCCUUUAUUAAUCUGUAAUCAAAAUUUAUCAAAGUUGAACCAAACCUUUGAUAUACUCUUGGUCUUUUUCAUCUUGGCAUGUACAGCAGUUUUACUUCUGACAUUUAAAGUUCAUCUUUUGCGGCAGAAGCUUAAGGAUUUAGAGGCUGAAGGAAACAAUGCUGUAGAGUACUACAGUGUAUAUCCAUUUGCACGGUAUCAUGUGACAGAUCCAGUGCAGGCAAUACUUCCAGAACCUGUGACAAGUCCAGAAGUGGAUCAAGCAACUACAACAAAGAUAGCAUCCCCUACUAAUCAAGCACAGGUUAUUUUAUUUGAGCACUCUGUUUUAUGA